Meriones unguiculatus (Mongolian gerbil) is the source of this 10168-nucleotide messenger RNA. RefSeq names its product FOS like 2, AP-1 transcription factor subunit (gene Fosl2). NCBI's taxonomy places the organism in Eukaryota, Metazoa, Chordata, Mammalia, Rodentia, Muridae. Gene Ontology annotation, molecular function: DNA-binding transcription factor activity, RNA polymerase II-specific; RNA polymerase II cis-regulatory region sequence-specific DNA binding. Bases 4669 to 5523 code for a protein of 284 amino acids. The transcript has 4 exons. The record is from RefSeq and is a predicted model, not a curated record. Gene Ontology annotation, biological process: regulation of transcription by RNA polymerase II. Gene Ontology annotation, cellular component: nucleus.
GCCAUUUCCUUCCUAGAUGGCUCACCCGCCUUCCUGGUGGGGCAGGUUACGGGGCCCUCAGGUUCAUGUCUUAUAUGGUUGGGAUCCAAGAAGGACCUGGCCAAGAGGAUGGUCAAGAACACCGAGCUUGACUUCUGUUUAAAUUCUACGUCUGCCUAGCUCAGGACUCUGGGAGAGGCUCUGCCUAAGCCGAUGGGGAUGAUGGUCUAAACUCGUUCUGAGACUGUUCAGCAAAAGACUAGGUAUGACUCUUUCUGAACCCAAGGUCCCAUUAUUGAGUCCUAUUUUCCAAGUUAGCAGGUGCUGGGCUGUGAGAUUUUGAUCUCUGAUUGACAGCAUAUUAAGUACCCCUUUACAUCCUAAGCACAAAAUGCCACUGGAUAAGAUUGAUGUCCCCAAUGCCCAAAGGCCCACGACAAAACUUGUAAGGGUUUGAACUUCUGCUCAGGGUCUGGAGAUCCAAGCUGAUAAGCUUGGCUUCCUUGGGUUCCUUGUAUUCCUGGGUUAGAAGGGUUAUCUCUUUGUUUGUUUGUUUGUUUGUUUGUUUGUUUGUUUGGCUGGUUGGUUUUUGCUUGCUUCUGUCUUCUCUUUUGCUUCCUUCCAACCUGAACCUAGGAGACCAAAUACGUAAGUCAAGUUCAAUGGAGCCCCAGCGAUGAGCACUUACUCACAUAUUCUCUAUGGACACUCCCCUGCUGUAGUUGGUGGAGUAGAGUUGUACCACAGAUGGUAUGGCCCAGAAAGCUUAAACGUAUUUGCUGUCUGGCUCCUUAGGGGAGAGCUUGCCAGCUUUGGCUCUGGGAGGUCUGUGGGGGCCAUUUGUCCUUUUAUAGACAUUCAUCCAAAAGUUGACAGGGAGAUACAGUAUUUAUUUUUUAAGAUCUUGGAAGCUCUGGCAGGCUGGAACGCUAUAUAGUCCCCCAGCAUCUUCAGUCCUGUCCCCAAAGGAAGGGCUUCCAAGGGGCUUACAGCACCCCAAGAGAACUCAGUCCCUGUUACCUCUUUGAUCCAUCCUGUCACUGCCGUCUAUACCCGGCACUGUCACAGCAUCACCCUGAUGUCUGAGACUGGAGAGCUGUCUUGGUUUCUUUCUCCUCAGUGUGAACUCUUUCAUGAGAAUCGUGACUCUGUGCCACCUUUACAGGACAUUUGGGUCAUCCUUGGUCUGUUAGCAUAGGACAAUGUCAGGCUAACUUCGGAGACCACAGACUCCUAGCCUCAUCUUCUCUCUCUCAUCCCAGCGUCACUUUCCAAAAGACAUGUUUGGAGUUGAGACAAGACCCGUCUGCCAGAUCUAAUUGAAACUUUUGUGCGUCUCUCCAAGAGGCUCCUUUGGAGACAAAAGCCUUCUUUAUCAGGCCUUCGUCCCCUCUGGGGACAGGACAUUGUUUUUCUUGCAGUUUGGAGCCAGCGUGUUAUCCAGAUGGCUUUACCUCUGUCUGAAACAAGGUGUACAUGGGAUUCAGAGGCAGUCAUUACCUCCUGCCUUGUUUUUAUUGCUGCCUUGUUUUGUCUAGACCAAGCCAUCGCUGCACGGAAUCUGGCUGCUGUCUACCGGGAAGCUGUGUGUGUGUGUGUGUGUGUGUGUUUGUAUAGACUGAGGGCCUGACAGGGGCUGGGAGGCACCUGUCCAUCCCUGAGGAAUCUUACUCUUCCAGCCAGCUUUGGGUUUUCUGCUUCCUUCCCCAAGCCUAAAACAGGCACACUGUUGUUCUUUGGAAUGAGCGUCUUUCUUAGAUGCUUUCCUAAAGGGAGAACUGGCAGCCGCCCCCGAGGAGGAAAUGAUCACACGGAUCCAGUGCACUGGGUGCUCCUUCUAUCUGAGGACCUGUCUUGAAGGAGAGAAAUGGAAUUCAGAGUUGGGGACUUCCAAAAGUGGGAGCUAGCGAUUCUCCCAAGAGCUAGCUUAUGCAGUGUUCGCAGACCUAUAUUCUGAGGGUGAUGGGAUGCUGCUGAUGGCAGCCAAGGGGGCGAUGGUGACAAUGUGUAGUUCCUUCCAUUUGUUUUGGGGCAAUGUUUUUCUGCCCUGGUUGCACAUUAUAAUAGAAUCUCCUUGGAGUUUGAAAAAGUACCUGUAAUAGAACUCCACCCCUAACCAAUUAUUUUAAACUCUAAUGAUGAUGCUCUGACGUUGGUGAUUUUUUUUUUUUACAAGCGCCUCAGAAAUAUUCUUAGCCAGGGCCAAGAACCACUUAUGUGCUCUGCAGCCCGUGAUUACGGUAGCUGUGGCUUUAAUCCCUGCAACAGUGCAGGAAGUUCAGAAUCAAUACGCUCCCUUUUGUCCCAGAACUGAGUCCUCGGUGACUGGCUGAAGGCAGAGCGUAGCCCCUAUGCCUUGUCUAGUAGCCCCAGAGAGAGAUGGCCGUCUGGACCUUAGAGCCAUGCCCGCUGCUCACAGCACACCUCUACCUUCUCAUAGCCCGGCUCUAGUCACCCGCUUUCCCCACUUCAAGAAAUUCUUACCUUCUUUACACGCACCUGAAUCACAUGGGCUGUGACCCCCCCAACCUCACCUCUUGAUGCCUCUCCCCCUCUCCCUCGCUCUCACAGUAUGAGGGACUGACCGAGGUCCUUGUGCAUGCUAGGUAACUGAUCUAGUCCUUUUCCUAUCCUGAGACAGGAUCUCACUAAGUUGCCCAGGCUGGCCUUGAAUUCAUUUUGCAGCUCAGGCAGGCCUUGAAUUUUUUAAUUAUUAAUUAAUUAAUUCAUUCAUUUUAAUUCUUCUGCCCCAACCUCCUGGGAUUCAUAAUCUUGAACCACCAUGUCUGGCAUACCAGUUUCAUUUCAGUCAACUCUUGGAUCAAAUACAAAACAACCCUAUAUAAUUCCAAAACUGCCUAGACUGACCAGAAGCCAUUGUAUUGGGUGGCUUCUCUGAUAAAAUCUGAGAGCCCAUUGCACUGGGCGGUCUUCAUGUACAGGGGCAGUCUGGGAAGUGAGGCCGUCCUAUUCUUCUACAAAGACUGGAGUCAGGUGGGUAGCAGGAUGGCAGGUGAGGAAGGCUCUGCUGGCUCUGUCAGUGGGGGUGGGUCUAUAGGCUUCACUCUAUUUUCGUACUAGGACCCGUGAUGUUAUCAUCAAGGGUAAAGACUGCAAAAGUGGCCACUUCCAAUUCUUCUAGACUUGGUUGCUCUGACUAGACCGGGUGGGGCUACUAUAGUUCCUGGGCUAAUGAUAGCAGGAUUUCCCUUUGAGUGGAACUGAUCUGGGGGACCUCCUUGCUGAGGGGGAGGGCUGGAAGGGACCCUUAGCACAGAGUGGACUCCAGCACUUGGGGCUGGGUUUCGAGGAAGAAAGAAAUGCUAGAGAAACCUUUGUGGCACCAUGUUGAGAGGCUCCUAUCUUGGCCGUGCUGAACUGGGAUUGAAUUCUGAUGCCACUGCUUUGCAGCAAUAAGGCCUUGGGUAAGUGGCAUCAUCUCAGACUGGCUUUGCAUUUAUGAGGAAGAUGGUGUGGUACUUACCUCAGAGGAAGAAUUAAUCGGUGAUCUAGGCACAGCAUUAGCAUGCUGUUGCUCAUUCUGGAAGUGUUGUCUAUUAUGGCUGUUGUCAUUUUACCCAUGAGACUAAGGGCAAAGUUGCAAGACAUAUUCUUGCGGGCACAGAUCACCUGAGGAUGGGAUCUUGACUGGGUCUAUGGCGCGCCUUCUCCUGAAAUGCUGAAAAUGAAAUGGGCUUCCCCUUUUGCCUCUCUCACUUUCCAGCCGCUGUCCUAGAGAAGAGGCAAGGCCAGCUGUAGGAAAGACAUGCUAAAGAGAGACACUUGUGACCUUCCCUGUGACUUUCAGACCGUUGAAACAAUGGUCCCCCGAAAGACUGGAUUUGUCCCAGGAAUCUCAUGCUAAGAGAAGGAAGGGCUGUUGACUCCCAGGAAGGAAUCAUAUGACAACCUUGCAGGACAGACUGGAGACAGCGCUGAUGGACAGGGCUGCUGGCUACACAUGCCUUUUGCCCUCUAUUUAAACAUCAACCUUAUGUCCUGAUCCCAAAGACAGACCUGGGGAGUCACUAGGCCUCUUUGUUCUUUUUCUUCAUAUGGUCACGUUGAUUAAAUUCCCCAGCCCCUUAUUUUUAAACUUUCCUGUAUCACUGUUUAAUUGGCCGACUAGGGACGUGUGCAAAGCCUAGCUAGUUAGGGCUACUGGGGCCCAGGCUCUGACUGGGGCCCAGGCUCUGACCGUAACACCUCCAGUAACAGAGUAGCUGAGGGGCCCAAUCUAUUGUGCUCUGCUGCGCCACGUUGUUGGAUUUUAAAUAGAAGGCUUCCCACAGGUCACAGAGGUCUGCAGUAUAGUCCUGACAUAAGUUAAGAGACAAAGGGAAACCUCUGAGCUGGCAGCACCAGAGUGUUCCCACAGACACAUUUGUGAGCCCAGGUAGAUAGAUGUGCCGAUGGCAGAGAUAGACACAGUGCAUCUGCCCCAGGCAAGAUGCCACUUAAGAAAAAGGAGCAGGUUCAAGACAGCGAUAGGAAGUCUGGUUGCAAAAGUCAGACUCAUGGGCUUCCAUUCCACCCACUGCUAGUAGAAGCACCAAUAAACAGAGAGGUGAGGCUUCAACCUUCUCAGCUUGACCUUGAUCUGAUGGACUAAGUUCCUUGGAAAGUGACAGAAGCAAACACAGUCUACUUGGAGUGAUUGCUGUUGAUCUACUGAAGUUCCGGGUAGAUAUGCCUGGCUCGGGCAGUGCCUUCAUCCCCACCAUCAACGCCAUCACCACCAGCCAGGACCUGCAGUGGAUGGUACAGCCCACAGUGAUUACUUCCAUGUCCACUCCUUAUCCACGCUCGCAUCCCUACAGCCCCCUCCCAGGCCUAGCCUCAGUCCCUGGGCACAUGGCUCUCCCCAGACCCGGCGUGAUCAAGACCAUCGGUACCACUGUGGGCCGCAGGAGAAGAGAUGAGCAGCUGUCUCCUGAAGAAGAGGAGAAGCGCCGGAUCCGGAGGGAGAGAAACAAGCUGGCUGCAGCCAAGUGUCGGAACCGUCGCCGUGAGCUGACGGAGAAGCUGCAGGCGGAGACAGAGGAGCUGGAGGAGGAGAAGUCUGGCCUGCAGAAAGAGAUUGCUGAGCUACAGAAGGAGAAGGAAAAGCUGGAGUUCAUGUUGGUGGCCCACGGCCCUGUGUGCAAAAUCAGCCCCGAGGAGCGCCGCUCUCCCCCGACCUCUGGGCUGCAGUCCUUGCGUGGCACAGGUGGCCCUGUGGUGGUGAAGCAGGAGCCUCUGGAAGAGGACAGCCCCUCCUCCUCAGCGGGGAUGGACAAGACCCAGCGUUCUGUCAUAAAGCCCAUCAGCAUCGCUGGGGGCGGCUUCUACGGCGAGGAGCCUCUGCACACUCCCAUCGUGGUGACCUCCACACCUGCCAUCACUCCGGGCACUUCAAACCUUGUCUUCACCUACCCCAGCGUCCUGGAGCAGGAGUCUCCCGCCUCGCCCUCGGAGUCCUGCUCCAAGGCUCACCGCAGAAGCAGUAGCAGCGGGGACCAGUCUUCAGACUCCUUGAACUCCCCGACACUGCUGGCCCUGUAACCCCGAGCUCCUCUGGCCUGGAGGAGUCAUCAUCAUUGCCACACCCUUCCCGGGGACCAGCACCUUGAAGCACUCCAGGGCCAUGAGGGCAAAAGGGCCAACCCUGGCCCUGGGGACCCAACUGGACUCAGUGGUGAGACACUGUUUGAUCUCUUAGAAGCCCCGGGACACCCCUCUCCCUCAUUCGUCUCGCAAGCAAAUCUUCUUUCUUGAGAAGCCGCAGAGAACUUGGUUUGGUGGACCCAGACAUCUCUCCUGCUUCUGAAGCACCCGGAGCUGGCCCGGAUGGUUCCUGUCCCUUUGUUGCUCUGUUGUCUCUGGAGUGACGGUGUCCUUUCCUGCCCCACCAAGCAUGCUCGGUGCCUUUUGGUUUCCCCUCCUUCCCCCCAGUAUCGGUUUCACUCCCUGUGGGUUUUUAAUGAGAUUUGCCAUGACAUUUCAUCUGGGUGGUCCAGAUAUUAAAGCGGCUUUUCUUUCUGGAGCUGGGGAGCAGGUGACUCUUCCACCAAGACGGACAUGUCCCGAAGGGGCAGUCAAAGUGCAAUAUUAUUGAACCUUCCCUCCCUACACACCCCAGUGCGCUGCUGUCACAGGCCACCGUGGGCUCCCCGAGUUCUGCAGGUGACGCUGCCGUCACUGGGAUGCGCCAAGGACCUUUCCCCCCACCAGUCUCGGAGAUGCCCAUCUCUUUGAGGAUUGGCUUGGCCAGAAGACGGGGCGUGAGUGCGACAACCAGGGCACGGGCUGGGUUUGCCAAACGCCUAAUUACCAAGGCAGGAUUGGUGCCAACAAAGCCACAUGGCUCUCCCAGAGAGCCUCCCUUCACCUGGUGUCUUGAGCUGGGCAUCUCUUACAAUUACUGCCUCGCUGUUCUGCCUGCCCCUGGACCCUUCUCUCCAGACCUGGGUGGCACCCCUUCCUGGAAUCCACACAUCACUCCAAGGCCCUGCUGGGUUCUGCCCGUCCCCAACUUUCACGGUGACACCACCCAUGGAUAUUUAAUGAGCAUGGGAUAUGGGGGGAGAGGGGUUGCAGGAAGCUGUGGUAGGGAUGGUUUUGGCAACGGAGGUGGCCACAGGUACCUAGCUUCCCCUGGCUGCUGCUUGAUCAGUGAGGUUCAGGAGCACACACACACCCCUCGGUGGUCUCUCUGCCACUGAUUAAUCGAGUGCUUUUCCUUCCAUGAUCCCCUGGGACCACUCCAGAAUGACCUCCUGACCCAGCAGGCCAGUCUGGAGUCAUUGGUCUCAGCCAGUCCUGCUAGGGCUUGGAGUGUCUACGCCAUUGCUUUCAAAGCUAGUGUGUGUCCCUUCCCACCGCAAAAGAACCAUCCUUCUCACCGGUGUCUUGGCCUCUAGCAAGGGCACAGCCUUGCACCCACCUCCUGUCCCUUCCUCCCCACUGCAUGUUGACACAAUCGCGGGAAAUGGCGUCUGGUCAGAACUGGUUUCUAGUACUUCUGCUCUAGAUCCUUGUCCACCUGCCUAAAACCGUGUUACCUGGAUCAAAGCCCAAUGGUGACAGUCUGGCUUUUGGAAGAGAAGGGAUAGUAGCUUCAUAGACCUCUGUCCUUCUCAGCCCAAGUUCACAUGUGCUGGCCACCGUGUAAUCCCAUACCCCGGUUACAUGCGUGCAGAACACACAGGACACAGGACACAGGAGCCAUGUGAGAAGCAUUUGCAGCCCAGCAGAGCUGAAAGGAGCAGGGCUUGGCUAGAGGGGUGGAAGGAGAACGGUAUGCUCUUUCCCGUAUGCCUUCGCGCUUACUCUGCCAUUCUGGUCUCCCAGAGCCACUGGGAGGAGACUGAACAGGUGGCUUCCUGACCUCAGAGCCCUGCUAGAAGCAGAAGGCAGCCGAGCCAGGAGUAGAGGAGUUGGGUAACUACUCUGGGAGAUCUCAGUUGAGAAGCUGAAUCAUCUCAAGCCAAGUGGGAGUGCCUUUCCUCUUGCUUAUAGGCAUUUCUGAAAUGAAGCUGCUUCCUGUUCUUUUAUUUCCCAAAACCCCUUUCUGCUUAUAGCAUGGAUCCCAACCCAGGUCACAGGCCUGUGACUGGUGCCCCCGGUUGGACACUCCUGAGACCCCCAAGUCUGGCUUCUAGUUCAGAUUUCAAGCUGUGUUGACAUCAGUGCCAGAAAGCAUGGCCAGCUAACCCGGACCUCUGAGGUCAUCUUCCUUCCCGACCUGCUUGCUUUGUCCUACAAGACUUCUUGGCUUGUCCAAAACAGAGAUUUUGGAGUGGGGAUCCGGGGAAGGAGAGGGUGGGAGCUGGAUAUUUACACCUAAGCUGAGGGUAUAACCUCGGUCCGCUUCCUUCUGGCUCGCUGUCCAAGUUCAGUCACAUACACGGCGCUCACACAUGUGCUCCAGAAUCAGGCGCCUGGCUUGCUGGCCUUCCUCCCUGUCUCCAGUUCAGGGAGCAGCUGCAGUGGGGGUGGGGCUGGUGGGAGCCGUUUUGUGCUCAGGCAAGGCACUGUAUCUCCCACGUGUGUCCUCAGCUGUCCUGGACUUGGGCUGGACUGUGAGCAGCCCUGGGUUGGUAUACGGCAGGCACUCCUUAAUCGGCAGGCAUGAAACACGGCCUUCAUGGCCGCCAGGCCUCUGUGGGAGCAGCCCUUCCCCCUGGUUAGCUAUGGCACAGGAAAGAGCGCGGAGCCCAGGUGAGGCUUAGGUUGUUGCCUGGAGCUAACACCAAGCAGCUGGUUCCCCAGGGAGGUUUCCCGGGGAGGUUUUCGGGAAGUCGAGACCGCUGCUUUCAUAGGCUAAGCAUGCCCGUGGUGGUCAGUCAUGGGAGCAUUUCCAAGCGAACAGUAAGCAGAGGCUGGUGCUUCCUCAGGAGAGAAAACCCUGUCUGCUUCCACUAAACGCCAAGAAGAAGAGGGACAGACUAUCUGAAGCAUCUGGGUUCAUUUGUUCCCAUUUUUCCGAGACUGAAAGUGUUCCUUGAGAUGUUCCACUAUUUAUCUUUCACAGUGACUUCCUUCCCUGGGAAGACAUUCAUGUGGCCUCUUCCGGGAGGAAAAGAAGCACCUACUGCGUGCCGGCCACUCAGAGGCACUUUUAUAUUUAUGCUCUUUUAAGAUGGGACUAAGGGUUCAUCUCCUAGAAGGCUCCAAGUAAUGGCUAAACAAAACCACUAAGGGACAAGAGGGUUUUCUUCAAAGACCCCAGGUGGGAAUGCCUUCAAUCUGGAGGUCCUCAAAGACUCAUGCCCUGCAGCAUCUGCCCCCCCAGGCUCCUCCCCACUCAGACUCCUGCCACCGGGCCUGUGCUCCUCAGGUGGCUGAACCUGCAACCUGAGUUCUCCUAGAGUCUGUGGACCAAUAAGAUACGUAGUGUGUGUGUGGCCUUCUUUUUAAAACAUAACUAAAAAGGUCUUGUGGCAUUCUGCUUGAGUCAUCUUGGUGUUCAUCUUCAAGCCAGCAUCUCACUAUUUAUUGGCAGAGGCGUGUGUGUGUGUGUGUGUGUGUGUGUGUGUGUGUGUGUGUGUUUAUGCUAGUGUCCUCCUGCAGCUUUUUUCUUUUUUAAGGAAACCAAUCAUGUCACUGCCUAAGUUGGCAUUUUCUCGUGCUUCUAGUGUUUUGGCCAGGCCUCACUAACAUGUCUGUACUGACUCAGUGCUGACAUCAUGUUCAGGGAGGAGCUGGGUCAGAUUUUGACAGAGGGUAUGGGAAGAGAGAGGGGAGAAGAAAUUGACAUUUAUUUUAUUAUUUAUUUUAAAUGUUUACAUCUUCUUUGUGUUGUUCCAAGCCUGAAUAGAAACAGAUAGCAUUAAAGUACUCAGUUCCUCCCCCCCACCCCACACCCUGCUCUCUCUACCCCCUUUUUUCUAACUUAGGAUAACGAUGCUGUAUUUUGUUUGUUUGUUUCUAAAGUGAUUUGUGGACUUGUGCUGUAUAAACUGUAUUAAAAGGUUCUGUUUUUAAAGAUAAAUUGUCAUUCCUCUGGGGACAGUGGCUGCUAAGAAAUCUACAUUGUAAGAGAACACAAUGAAAGACCCUGGCCCUGUCUCUCAAAACUUAACUUUCUCUGUAUGAUUUAAAAGAAAAAAAAAUUCCAUUUAUUUUACUUUGUGGUUACUUGAUUUUGAGGAAGAAAAUAUUCAACUUUGUAUAAAGACUAGGUAUCAGGGUUUCUUUUGCAGUGGGAGGUGUAUAUAUCGUGUUUUGGUAUAUAGUAGAAACUCAAGCUUUGUGCAUCUGUGUUUGGGAUAUGACAAUGGCGUGGAGUGAAAUCUGCUAUUAGACCCUGGAGACAAAUGAGUUGUAACAAGGUGGAAUUUUAAUCACCUUUGUGGGCACCUUUUGUCCCCUCUUUUUAAAGUAAUGGUGAAAUGGCCCUAUUGGAGGGUCUCCAGGCAGGACCACAUGCUCAAAAAUCUUUGUACAGUUUUAAAAUUUUGAGGAGUAUCUCCGCUCAGAAGCAUCUCUGGUGGUGUGUGUUGUGUCGUUCUGUGUACUGUAUGUGACACAAGCCUACAGUAUUUGCACUAAGAAAAGCUUGUUAGGAGCUCGCUGCUAUGGAGGAAAGAACACAUUAAAACCUGUUUUCCCUCGGGGUUCGUUUUUGUCUUUCGUUCUUGUUGUUGUUAGCUUUCCCGCUUUCCACUGAGUAGCAUUUUGUAGAAUAAAAUGAAUUAAGAUCAAA